CACUCCGUAGUCACAAUCCACCAUUAACUCUUGAUUCUGAAACUGUAUUUGACACAUUUCGAGUAUCCGGCGUUGUAGCAGUAGGAGCACAUGGGGCAAAAACUAGUUCAGGUAUUAUGUCAGAUCAACUUUGCUCUAUGAAAAUUGUUAUUGGUUCCGGAUUGCUUGGUAUAAUCUAUUCGUUGACCUUCCGUGUGCAACCAAUGUACAAUCUUCGAAUGACUGACACCUAUAUGCCAGUGAACGAAUGGCUUAAUCCACAAAACAUUAAGAAUCUUUUAGAAUCAUCAGAUGGUAUUGAAAUAUUUUAUUGGCCAUUCAAUGGAUUUAAUCAGAGCGAUCCAAUUCCUCUUGACCCUAAUAGAGAUCUAGUUUGGGUUAAAAGUUGGGUACGAACUGAUGAUCUUGUGAGCUUCACACCACAACAACUCGAGCAAUUACAUGAAUCACAAAGACAGGGUGAAAUUCAACAGUAUCAGCUCAUAAGUAGUAUUUUACUACAAAAUCCAGAGGCAACUCCGAAUAUCACCGCCACGAUGUGGGAUGGUCUUAUUAGUAGUGGUAAUACUAGUUUUGUUUUUCAGGCGCCUGAUGCUUUCCAUUAUGUAGCUAGCGAAGAAAGUGUCAAGAUUGAUCUAUUUGAAAUUGGAUUCAAAGUUGAUCCGGAUUUUUCCAAUGUUGUUGCCGAAUUUUCCAAUUUAUAUGAAUUUGCAGCACAAGGAAAAUUUCCAGUAAAUUAUAUUGCAGAAUUUAGAAUCAUAAAAUCAAGUAAAGCAUUGUUAUCUACUGCUUUCGAUCUUGAUCCAGAAGCAUUAUAUUGUCAAAUAGAUAUUGUGACAGCUCUUGCGCAGAGACUUUUUGAUAAGUACAAAGCAAAACCUCAUUGGGCAAAAAAAUGGGAAUUUAUUCCAAAUGUGGACUCUUAUCUUUCUGAUGUCUUAUCUGAUCAAAUUAAACAAUUUGAAGAAGUCCGUGCAAAGCACGAUCCUGAUAAGAUAUUCUUUGAUAAUAAGUCCUUGCAGAAUAUAUUUAGUAGAACUUUAGGUUCACAGAAUAAUAAAAACUCAAAGAAAAAAAAAAUUAAUGGCAAUAUUAAAAUUAGUUUGAGACCCAACAAUAUAGAAUUAGUUAAUCGAAUAUUAUAA
This is a messenger RNA of Dentiscutata erythropus, 1145 nucleotides long. The record is from the annotation of a GenBank genome assembly. Lineage: Eukaryota; Fungi; Glomeromycota; Glomeromycetes; Diversisporales; Gigasporaceae.